Messenger RNA from Anolis sagrei ordinatus, 2088 nucleotides. RefSeq names its product centrosomal protein 43 (gene CEP43). Lineage: Eukaryota; Metazoa; Chordata; Lepidosauria; Squamata; Anolidae. Gene Ontology annotation, molecular function: protein binding. Gene Ontology annotation, biological process: microtubule anchoring. Gene Ontology annotation, cellular component: centrosome. The record is from RefSeq and is a predicted model, not a curated record.
GGCGGGCUCGACCGCUAGUUCAGUUUAGGCGGUUGUCAGGGAGAAGCAAGAUGGCGGCGGCGACAGAGGAAGAUACCGAGCUGAGGGACCUCCUUGUGCAGACCCUGGAGACGAGCGGCGUGCUGAAUAAAAUCAAGGCAGAGUUGCGGGCAGCUGUGUUUUUGGCUCUUGAAGAGCAAGAAAAAGUAGAGAACAAGACACCUCUGGUGAAUGAAAGCUUGAGAAAGUUUUUAAAUACAAAGGAUGGUCGAUUGGUGGCUAGUCUUGUUGCUGAAUUUCUUCAGUUCUUCAAUCUCGAUUUUACUUUGGCUGUCUUUCAACCUGAAUCUAGCACAUUAAAUGGACUUGAGGCUCGACAAAACUUAGCUCGAGACUUGGGAAUUGUAGAAGCUAAAGCUGCAGUAGAUGGGCCCUUAUUGCUGGAAGUGGUCAGAAGAUGUCAGCAGAACAGAGGAGUUUGUGACAGCGGAGAUGCAGCUCCAGUAAUAGCUGACAGUGUACAUUUUCCUCUAAAAUCAGAUGGGAAGUCCAAUGCACACUCGUUGCCAAGUAAAAUACCAAGGUAUAAAGGACAUCGUAAACAGAAAAGGUGCUUGGACACGGCUGAGCAGGUUACUGAAACCAGUCAUAGUGAUAAAAGCAACUUGUCUGGAGACAGAAAGAGCAGAGACACAAUUCACUUCUUACCCAAUGAAAUAAAGCUAAUUUCUCAACCAAACAAAGAAAUAGAUACCAAAGAAAAGAACAGCAUAGCUCGAGAGGAAGAUGAUACAGAAGGAGAUUCAUUCUUUGAUGAUCCUAUACCAAAACCAGAACGGUCUUAUAGCUGGAAAAAUGAUUCUAGCAAAGAGGGGAAUGUUGCAUCCUUUUCCGAUGCACCUCCUUUGAAGAGUGGCCAGAGUUCUUUGUCUGGAGCACCUCCACUAAAAGGGCCUGAUAAUGGAAACUCCAUUAUGAAAGAUGUAAAGACGGUGAAUUCUAAACUUGGAACACUUGAACUAGGCGAUGAAGAUGAAUAUGCAGAUGACUUCAACAGUACCAGUCAUCGGUCAGAGAAAAGUGAAGCCAGCAUUGGUGAAGAAAUAGAUGAUAUUUCUGUGGAGCUAGAAGACUUCAAUGCCAGUGAUAAACUUGAAGACCUCACACAAGAUUUCACCAUUUCUCAGUUAAGUGGUGAUGCAGAUUACAUAGAAGAUGUUGCAUGAGUAGAAAGCUGAAAACUUAAUUUGUUCCAUUGAGGACCUUUGUAGGAUCUGUUUUAAGACAAUCACUCUGCCGACGUAUCCCCUCCCCAAUUGUGCCUUGUGUUUCAAAGGGGGAGAAUUCAACCACCCACACAUUAUUUGGAGGGGGAAGUUUUUUAAAACUUGGAAGAACUGAAAAAAAUUGAGAGUAUAGUAGCUGUCUCGUUCAAAUAAAUCUUUUAUGCAAGAUAUUGGAUAGCUUCCUAGACUAUGUCUGUUGCAGGCAACAGACGUACUAAGAUGAUUGAUCUGCAAGAAUUUGGAAGAAAUCAGCAAAACAGACGAAAAAUGGCAAACAGUUUGAUGUUACAGUAACCAUUCAGCCUCUUGCUGAAGAAACCAAGCAGAUGCAGUGUCUGACCUUGAUCUUUUGUUGACUCAAUUAUAAUUUAUCAAUUUCAGUACAGUUUCAUUCAUAACUAUUGAAAUGUCUUUAGCACCCAGAAGAUAUGACCCAUGAUCUUCAAAAUGGACUAUUGGGAUGCCUCACACAAAGAAUACGAAAACAAAAAUAUUAGAGUCUGAAAUAUGUAUGAAUCCCCAAGAUUUCUAGUAGGUCCCUUGUUGCAACUUAGGUGCUUAGUUCUGCGUGGCCAAGAUUGCUAGGUACUUCUGAAAACUGCAACUGAAAUAUGAGCCUUAACUCUAAACUUAUUUUUAUAUAUUUAAACAUUUGUUACUCUAAGCUAGCUUUUUGUUUGUUAAUUUAAUGAGAGCAGUGAAUGGUUAUUAGCAUGAGGUUUUUUCUUUGAAACACAGCUUAAUACAGAAUAAACCAUUGUUGCAAGAGAGACUGUUUCAAGUUGAGAAUGUUCUGUGAUUAAAAAACAUUUUUGUGUAUGCA